Sesamum indicum (sesame) is the source of this 1926-nucleotide messenger RNA. RefSeq names its product Tetratricopeptide repeat (TPR)-like superfamily protein. NCBI's taxonomy places the organism in Eukaryota, Viridiplantae, Streptophyta, Magnoliopsida, Lamiales, Pedaliaceae. Gene Ontology annotation, molecular function: protein binding. The record is from RefSeq and is a predicted model, not a curated record. Gene Ontology annotation, cellular component: mitochondrion.
GUAAUCUAGGGUUUUACUUCCGUAAUCAAACCCAAAUGCAACUGAAAUUCGAAUAAUUCUGCGAAAAUCUUCCCGUUGAUUGGAGGAAUAGCAUAAAUGGCGUCUUCGUUUAUGCAGCAGUUUGCGAAGAAGAAGAGCGUACUGAAGAGGUCGUCGAAGAAGUACUUGGAAGAAGCGCUUUACAAGAAGCUGUUUAGGGAUGGUGGAGAAGAGCAGAGCGUUAGGGGGAAUCUGAAUCAGUUUCUCAAGUCACAUAAGAGUGCUUAUAAAUGGGAAGUCGGCCGCACGCUCAAGAUACUCCGCGGCCGCAAGCUCUAUGGCCCCGCGGUCAAGGUAUCAGAGACUAUGGAAAAAAGAGGAAUGAACAAAACAGUUAGUGAUCAAGCAAUACAUCUUGAUCUAGUAGCAAAAAGUAGGGGAAUUACUGCUGCAGAAGCCUACUUUGUCACUCUGCCUGAAUCCUCAAAAACUCAUCUGACUUAUGGUGCUCUUCUUAAUUGUUACUGCAAAGACUUAAUGACUGAAAAGGCAGAAGCUUUGUUUGAGAAAAUGAAAGAGCAUAAUUUGGAACUGAGUUCCAUGCCAUAUAACAGCCUUAUGACCAUGUACUUAAAAAGUGGGCUGCCUCAAAAGGUCCCCGCUUUUAUCCAAGAAAUGAAGGCCAGUGAUAUCAUGCCUGACACUUACACCUACAAUGUCUGGAUGAGGGCUCUUGCUGCUGUGAAUGAUAUAUCUGGGGUAGAGAGAGUUAUUGAUGAGAUGAAGAGAGAUGGUCGAGUGGCUGGAGAUUGGACAACAUACAGUAAUUUGGCAUCUAUAUAUGCUGGUGCUGGAUUAUUUGAUAAAGCCGAGAAGGCACUUAAGGAACUGGAAAGCAGAAAUGUCCCCCGAGACCUUUCAGCUUACCAAUUCCUGAUAACGUUAUACGGACGGACCGGAAAUCUGCUUGAAGUAUACCGUGUAUGGCGUUCUUUGAAGUUAGCCUUCACAAAAACUGCAAACUUGAGUUAUCUGAAUAUGAUUCAGGUGUUGGUUAACCUGAAUGAUUUACCAGGUGCAGAGAAGUGUUUCCGGGAGUGGUCAUCUGCUUGCUCAACUUAUGAUAUUCGUAUAGCAAAUGUCCUUAUUGGAGCUUAUCUUAGAGAGGAUUCAUUCGAGAAGGCUCAAAACCUCAAGGACCAGGUCCGGAGGAGAGGAAUCAAACCUAAUGCUAAAACUUGGGAACUUUAUCUUGACUAUUACUUGAAGAAGGGAGAGAUAAAAUCAGCUGUGAAUUGUGUCGACAAAGCAACUGCAGCUAGUAGGGGGGACGGUGGCAAGUGGACGCCAUCGCCUGCAGUCAUUGAGAAACUGAUGCAACACUUUGAGCAAAACAAGGACGUCAAGGGUGCUGAAGGUUUCCUGGACAUCUUGAAGAAGUCUAAGGAUGAAUUGGGACUGGAGGUGCUUGAAUCAUUAAUUAGAACCUAUGUAGCUGCAGGGAAAAAGAGUCCCAUCAUGCGUCACCGGAUUAAGAUGGAAAACGUAGAACUGAGUGAAGAAGGUAAAAAAUUACUGGACGUGGUCUCUGAGGAAUGACGUAUUUAUUCCUUCACAUCUAUCUCUGUUGGUAUUUUACUCGGAAGAAGGUCUUGAAAUGAAUUACUUCUCUUCUCUCUUUCAGCACAUUCAUGUGGAGGUCUGUCAAUUGUGAGUUUAGAACUCUCUUUUGCGAAUGGGAUUUGCAUUCUUGUGCCCAUUGAUAUUCUUGUAAACCAUUUCCAGCGAAGUUUUGUACCUUUCAGCAACCAUAAGUUGGAAUAAUGAUAGUGAAAUCAUUUUUCCUGGGCCAAUUUAGCAUCCUUAUAAUUAGAUUCCUUGCAUUCCUAUAGCAACAAAUAUUCCUCGACUUUGAUCAAUUAUCCAUGCAAAGUUGAGCCUUUUUUA